GUGAAGAGGCAGUCGCGUCUUCCAUUUCCAAGUCCCCAGCUUGGUGAGAUUGGCAACACAAUGAUUUGAAUCCCAUCGGUCAAGCAGCAGCACACAGACCGGUUCCACCAACAAGGCAUUGUACCGCUGUCUUGCACACGGCCUUCUCUCCCCCUCCCGGCCGCAUCCUGGCUCUGUACCAGCAUGGACUCUGUCACCGGCGAUCCAUUCGAUGUGCCCGACUCGACCGACUGGCUCGGGACGCCGCUUGCAGGCCUCAUGCAGGUCGAGCAGGCCUUCCGCUGCCACGUCUGCAAGGAUUUCUACAACUCGCCCAUGAUUACCUCCUGUAACCACACGUUUUGCUCCAUCUGCAUCCGGCGAUGCCUGUCCGUCGACGGCAAAUGCCCCCUGUGCCGUGCGCUCGACCAGGAAUCCAAGCUGCGGGGGAAUUGGGCCUUGCGGGAAGCGGUGGAUGCCUUUGUCAAGUCCCGCGAUGUGCUGCUGCGCUUUGCCAAGAACGCCUCCGACGCUGCCACCCCAAGGUCACCUAAGCGGAAAAUGACAGAGAUGGCCGAGCCGAGCGAGGAACAGCGAGAUAACAAAAGACCCAGGAUGCCUACGAGGUCAAGCAAGGCGAAGGCGGCCGAGGUAACUGCCGCACUCAUGCGUGAAGAGGCCGAUGUGUCAGAAGGCGAAGACUCAACGUAUUGCGAGCCCGAGCCAGACGAUGGAUUGGUGGCAUGCCCGAUAUGCUGGAAGCGAAUGAAGCCCUGGCAAGUUGACAAACACAUCGACACUUCAUGUCCGGGUUCUCCCCAGCCGCAAGAGGCCUCCUCGUCGUCAACGGCAAACAAUCGCAGUGGGAACAGUUUUGGGUCAGCGCGGACACUUUUGCAGAAUCCGCCGACGCCGACAAAAGCACCCGAGCGACUACCAGCGCUGGCGUAUUCCAUGCUCAAAGAUUCCGCCCUCCGCAAGAAGCUGGCCGAGCUGGGGCUCUCCACGAGCGGCUCUCGGCAAAUGCUCGAGAAGCGCCACCAGGAGUGGGUGACGAUCUGGAACGCGAACUGUGACUCGGCAAGGCCCAAGAAGCGCUCUGAGCUCUUGCAUGACCUGGAAGUGUGGGAACGCACAAUGGGCACGCGAGCACCAACCAUGUCAAAGGCGGCCAACAUGGGAGCGCAGAUCAAAGACAAGGACUUUGACGGAGCUGCUUGGGCUUCGAAGCACAGCAACUCAUUCAAAGAGUUGAUAGCCCGGGCGCGCAGCUCAAGUAGCAAGGGUCACCAAAAGAGAGGCGAAGUUGGCAACUCUGAGGCAGGCUCAACAGAGCCUGAAUCAGAACAGAACAGCGAGAUGGGAGUGGAUCGUGCAGCUGCAGUUCGGGGGCAUUCAGAGCCGGCGGCGGUGCCUGUGAUCGAUCUCACAGCACCACCGUCCAGUCAGCCCCGACCGCCCGAUUCACCCACCGAAGGCGGGCAGGGCCUGUCACAGACAUCACUUCUUGGGAGAGCGCCAUACACCGCACAAUCCCCGUUGGGGGAAGCAGAGAGUGCGCGUUCAUGAGACUUGAGGCAUGAAAUAUACUAGUCAUUAACUCGUGAGCAAGUUCCUGUAGUACUCCAUGUCACACAGUGCCGUUACUCCUUCCCGCUCCAAGAUCUCCUGCCGAACCGACUCCCAUG
Molecule: messenger RNA, 1667 nt
Organism: Thermothielavioides terrestris NRRL 8126
Lineage: Eukaryota; Fungi; Ascomycota; Sordariomycetes; Sordariales; Chaetomiaceae
Exons: 2
Coding region: 184-1548 (454 amino acids)
Biological process (GO): DNA damage tolerance; protein monoubiquitination
Cellular component (GO): Rad6-Rad18 complex; nucleus
Molecular function (GO): single-stranded DNA binding; ubiquitin protein ligase activity
Source: RefSeq, a predicted model, not a curated record